This is a messenger RNA of Vicia villosa (hairy vetch), 1068 nucleotides long. RefSeq lists its product as uncharacterized. Lineage: Eukaryota; Viridiplantae; Streptophyta; Magnoliopsida; Fabales; Fabaceae. The coding region runs from base 1 to 1068 and encodes 355 amino acids. The transcript has 3 exons. The record is from RefSeq and is a predicted model, not a curated record.
AUGGGGUUCGAGGAGAUUUGGUUGAAGUGGAUUGAGGUAAUGGUUUUUUCAAGUCAUAUGUCGGUUAUGGUGAACGGUUCUCCAACUAAAGAAUUUUUGGUGGAAAAGGGAUUGAGGCAAGGAGACCCGUUUUCUCCUUUCCUUUUUAUGGUCGUAGCGGAAGGGUUGAAAAGAAUUAUUAACAAAGCGGUGGAGAACGGGAGUUAUGCGGGUUUCUCUAUUAAUAGGAGAUGUUUUAUAGAUGUUCUUCAAUUCGCGGACGACACGCUCAUGGUGGGGGAUGGUAGUUGGAAACACCUUUGGGCAAUCAAAGCGGUUUUAAGAGGUUUCGAAUUAAUUUCGGGGCUAGGCAUAAACUUCAAUAUGAGUAAACUCAUUGGCCUAAACAUUGAUUCGUGCUUUUUGGAAGUGGCUACGACAUUUUUGGCUUGUAGGAGAGAAGAUAAGAUCUUUAAAUUUCUUGGUGUAUACAUUGGGUGCAAUUCUAGAAGGAUCAUUUUGUGGGAGACAUUAAUGUCAAAUAUUAAGAAACGGUUGGCGAGUUGGAAGGGCCGUUUACUUAGUUUCGGAGGAAGGCUUACCCUAUUGAAGCCGGUUCUUGGUAGUUUGGCAAUAUUCACUCUUUCAUUCUACAAAGCUCUGAAGAAGGUGGUAGAGGAGAUCACCAAGUGGAAGUGGAGGAUAUUAGAAGAAGAGGGGUCUUUAUGGCAUGAGGUGUUGAAGGCGAGAUACGGAUCAGCAUCAUACAUCAAAGGGAAGGAAUUCACUUCGGUUUGGUGGACUGACAUUCUAGCUUUGGAUAAUCAAGUGGCCAAGGACUUUUUCAACCAUCAGUGCCGGAUGUAUCCAUUGCUUCGUUGGGGGGAUUGCGUAAUGGCGUUUGGUUGUGGGAAAUUUUGGAGUUUCGACCGAACACCUGAGUGUCGGUUCUGUAAUUGCAGAAAUGGCGCUGAUGCAACAUCAUAUCAGCUCAGCGUUGCCAGUCUGCCAAGGUUCAGACAAAGUAGAGUGGAUACAAAGUUUAGAUGGCAGAUUUACGGUAGCGGACUGUUUCAGAAGGAUAAAUAG